UUGACAAAAUUUCAUCUCUCUUUCUCUCUAGGGUCUCCCUAUAUAAGAUUCAGUCGUUCAGUCGCGCAAAUUCCAUCUGACUCACUGUGUGUUAGAGAGAGAGAGAGAGAGAGAGAGAGAGAAAGAGAAUAUUCAUUCAAAGCUGAAUCUGAUGAAGUUUUUCUUAGAAUUCCGGUGGUGUUGUGGUGCCAUCGCCGCCACUCCGCCGCCGCAGCAAGAGGUGGCUCGGCCUCUGCCUUCUCGGAGUCGCCGCCGCUCGAUGAAAGUAAACCCCUCGGCGCACCGGAAACCGGAUCUUUCGGCGAUUUCGGAGGACAGUGUGGUCUCGGAUCUCGGUGCCAAAAAGACUGAAAACAGAAACAAAAAAGCCUCCGAAAAAUCCAAAUCCACGGCCAUCGCUAGAUCUUCUAGCCACUGUGAUAAUUACAGGAGAGGUUCGAUGUUGAUGGCGAGCCCUGGUUUCUCGGCUAUGCCAUUCUUAUUUUGAGUUCGAUUGACGAUUGUUCUUCUUCUCUUUCUUCUUCUUCAUGAGAGUUCAUCAAGUGUUUGAAUAUUUGAAUUGAUGGAUUCAUAGAUUAAUUGGUACAUGUACUACAAACCUUUAUAAUUGUUGUUUUGAUCCUAAUUAGAACCAAAAGAGUAUUUCUACUACCUUAGUUAUAUGUGCUGUAUGAUGAUUGGUAUUCUUGUAUAAAAGAGUGUGAGCUUUUCUUGAAGGAA
Messenger RNA from Camellia sinensis, 720 nucleotides. The record is from RefSeq and is a predicted model, not a curated record. Lineage: Eukaryota; Viridiplantae; Streptophyta; Magnoliopsida; Ericales; Theaceae.